Molecule: messenger RNA, 522 nt
Organism: Cylicocyclus nassatus
Lineage: Eukaryota; Metazoa; Nematoda; Chromadorea; Rhabditida; Strongylidae
Source: the annotation of a GenBank genome assembly
AUGGGAGAUUCACACUGUACCUUCAGGGCUGUGCAAAGUCAUGACUUACCGAGGGCUGCUCUCGAAAACCUGCCCGACGAUUUGAUUAAGCUAGAUGAUGGAACUCAGUUUCUCCAACUAAAGCUGCCAGGCUUAUACGUAUACUACUCGAGAAAGACCUUGCAGAAAGCGGUAGAGAAUGGACUGGUUGCCCUAGUAGCGGAUGGGAUACACAAACUCCCUAAGAAGAGCUUGGCAAAGACGGCCAACUGUAUACCAUUCACGGAGUUUGUAAUGGUGGCAUUGAGAAAGAAUCAGUACGACAAGGUUUUCCGAAUGGUCAAAGAAGAGUUAGUAAACUAUGAUGUAAAUCUUGAACACCUGAGAAUCAUCAUCGACUUUGAGCGGGCAGUACUGGCUUCUAUUAGAACCUCGUCCAAGUUGAUGAGUCGAACGGAUAGAAUGUUAAACUUAGAAGAAGAUUUGGAGCACUUCGAGCAAGGACGCAUUCUGCGGUGGGAUCUCGAUUUUAAGAUUAUUUGA